CUCGAUCCCGGGACUCCAGGAUCAUGACCUGAGCCAAAGGCAGAUGCUUAACCCACUGAGCCACCCAGGCAUCCCGUAUAUAUACUUUUAUAUAUAUACUGAAAGCCUUAAGUUCACAUCAAUACCUCCAAUUCCAGUCUGAUCACUCAAGUCUUCUUGCUUGUCCACUUUCUGUAUUUGUAACCCCGUUCCCCAACAGUGAGAAAUCUGGCUUCCAUUAUCCUCAAUAUAGUUUUUAAUUUGUGUAGUCCCCUUGUGUAUAUAAUCAGCCACCUGACUUUCCAGGUCUGCACCCCACCUUCCUUUAUUUGUGCUCUGAUCUCCACACUGGGCGGACUUCUAGCUGAAUAGGGAAAUGGCUAUAUUCUCCUGUGUCGAUGGAAAAGCAGAGAGAACUAGUUAGUAGAGAAAGAUACAGAGAUAAGCAAAUACAGAGAAAGAAAAAAUCACAGAGGAAGGACACAGAGAGUAUCUUUGAGUUCCUGAAAGCUUUCCAACUUUUGGGUUUAGUUCUUUGCUGUAGCUCUAUUCCUGCUCCCAGCUUUGUGAGAAGUCCUACAACCUUAUGAUAAAAUUCUUCCCUUUUGGUUAAGCUACUUCAGGUUGGUUUCUGCUACUUGCAAACAGAGAGUCUUAAACAAAGGUAUAUUUAUAUCCUGGCUUGUUCUACAAAAAAAAAAAAAAAAUUAUGGAAAUAAUCAGGGCAAAGGGAAAAUAAAAAUUUCCCAAAGAAAAUGCAUACCACAUGGUACUGUACCGUUGCUUAACAUGGGCUGAAAUAUUAGCUCUAAGAUUUCUAGUGAUCCAAACAAAGUGUGAAACUCUAUCCCUUACAAGACUUUAGGUUUCCAGAUUUAAAAACAAAUCAGCAACUGGAGCAUGAAUAGAUAGAUCAUCUGAACAAAAUGCAGAGUGUAGAAGUGAAGUCUUUAACAAAUGGCCAAUAAGUGGCAAACUGUGUAGCUAUCUGGAAAGAAAAAAUAAUUUGGAUCCAUCCCUCAUCCCAUAUACUGAAUCAGUUCCAAAUGGAUCAAUGUUUAAUUGCAAAAGCCUGGAAGUCUAAAUGUCACCAAUAGAGAAUUGGUUCAAUAAAUUAUGGCACACCCCAGCAAUAAAUGUUAUGGGGACUGAAAAAAAAAAAAGCAAGGAACUCUGUAUAUAUUGCUAUAAAAUAUUUCCUGGAUAUAUUAUGUAAAAACAAGGUAUGGUAGGUAUGUGUAGUAUGUUAUCAUUUUUGUAAAUGAGGAAGUCUUGGCUUGUAUAUGCAUAAAAAACUUCUGCAGAAGAAUAAGAAACACUAGUUACCUGUUAGGGGAACAGGUGUGGGAGAGAGUUUCUUUUUAUGCUGUUUGAUGGAUGAACCGUAUGUAUGUACCACUUAUUUUUAAAAUUAAAUAAAAAUUGGUGAAAAUCAGACAAACCUGCUGAUGGAGAAGCUCAGCCAGUCUUGACAGAUUGAAAAGACAGCAGGAGGGGCUAAAAGUUUUACCUGCCCACAAAUUCCCACUGCUAGUGGAUCCCAGCCUAUCUUCACCCUGAGAAGUCAUCCUUCUCAUGAAGGAUUAUCUCCAAAAAGCCUUACUGUGUGUUCCGGGGGAGGUCUUUGGCUAAGAAAUGCUUUUAUGGACAUCUGCCCAAAGCAUUCUAUUUCCUAAUUUUGCCCAUGAACAUUCUAUGUUUCAGUGAAACUUCAAGCCAAUUUAUGGUAGAUACAUGAUCAAAAUUUAAAAAAAAAAUUUUUUUUUAAUUUAUUUGACAGAGCACACAAGCAGGGGGAGCUGGGAGGGAGAGGGAGAAGCAGGCUCCCCACUGAGAGACCCCAAGGUGGAGAUCCAUGUGGAGCUGGAUAUCAGGACCCUGGGAUCAUGACCUGAGCCGAAGGCAGACCCUUAACUGACUGAGCCACCCAGGUGCCCCAUGAUCAAAAUUUGAGCACAGUAGUGACUGCCUGCACACCAGUCCCAAAACCAGACUACCUAGGGUUCUAAUCUCAGUUGUACACUUAUUAGCUGCUUACUUGCUGGAGGUUAGUCAGUUUCUUCAGCUGUUAAAAAGGGGGCAGUUACAACCCCCACCUCACAGGGUCCAGGUUAGUAUCACAGGCCUGUGAACCCUAGAGCAGCCUGUUCAAUAGUGGUAAAAUGUGGGCCACACAAGACAUUAAAAUUCUUCCAGCACUCACAUUCAAAAAAAAGAAGUGAAGCUAAUGUUUAUCCCAACCUAAAAAAUAUCCCUUCAGCAUGUAAUCAAUAAAUGAUCAGUGCGAUUCUUACAUUUUUUUUUUUUCCGUAAAGAACACAUACAUCCGAGUCCAACCAGCACAUCCCAGUCGGGACUAGCCAAUUUUUAAGUGCCGGGGAGCCACGUGGGGCUGGUGGCUGCUGUAUGGAACCCUGUCUCUGGCACGUAGUCGGUGCUAACUGCAAAUGCUUAAGAUUGGAAGCAUGGUCGCUGUUAUACCUCCUCUGGAGUACACCAGUCUAUCAGGAGGAGUCCUCUGCCAGGGAAGCCUACAUUUUGGGCUAUUCACAGAAUUCUCUUUAAGCCAGUCACGUACUUGACCUCCACCCAUACUUCAAUUCACAGCCACGAGGUUUGGCAGAGGGUUGCGACCUAUGCAAAUGAGCAGUUUACAUAAGUGGGGCUGCCGUCUCCAUCCCAUUAUCCGGUUAUCCCAGUAGUUCCGGGGCGGGGGUGGGGGUGGGGUCUGUUGUCUCCCCAAAUGUGGAGGGCCCUGCACCACCACCGCGGGGGAGAACCAGGCGAGUGGGAAGGCCCUUUAAAAAGGGGAGGCGGUGGUAAGCGGAGCGCUGAGCCUCCGGAGAACAAUUCCGGCCGUGGGGAAGGGCCACGUUUAGGGGGCGGUGCGUGCCAGAGGGGCAACAAUGGAGGCGGACGAAUUCCGAGAGCCAGGAAGCUCGGCCGAGCUGAGCGGGCGCCCCGCACUCUCGGCAUGCGGGCCCAGGACGGCGGCGAAGGCGCCGGGCCACAGGCAGUGGAUCUCCCGGGUCCACUCCCGGCGCAGGGCCGCAAACGCCGCCUGGCUUCCGCCUCCCGCGUCUGCUGUCUCCCGGCUCCUGAGUGGCUGCGGGGCCAGGAUUAACCUUUCACCGCCGCACUCUGUCCAAUCACAGGCUCGCUCUCAUGCCGGCGCCGGGCGAGCAGGGCGAGCGCAGCGUGGGGGCGCGGAAGGGGCGGUGCGGGCGCGGGUGGGAUUCUCCAAGCGCCUGUGCGCCGUUGCCGCGGGCCGUGCGCGGGCUGCGGGCGAGCCGGGCUCUGCGCAGUCUCCGCAGGCGCCGGCGGGAGGGGUCGAGGCGGAGGCGCGGCGCGGCGUAGGCUGCUCCAGGCCCAGGUGAAUGGAGUAACCUGACAGCGGGGACGAGGCGACGGCGAGCGGGAGGAAAUGGCGGCGGCGGCGGCGGCGCCGGGCGGCACCGGGAGGCCUGGGCUGUGACGCGCGCGCCGGCGAGGGGUCCGAUGGUUCUCGAAGGCCCGCGGCGCCCCGUGCUGCAGGUUACCUAGGGUAUGAAUUAAUACAGACUUGGAAACUGAAAGAACUUAGAAUCAGCAUUUUGAGAGCAGAAGCUUGAGCAUGCUGUGAUUUUCCAAUAAACUGCUAUCACAAUGUCAAAAUGCAGUUCAGACAACAGCAACACAGAGAUCUCAAACAUUAAAACGGUCCUCUCCUGCCCAUCGCCCCCUACCCCCUGCCCUCACCUCAAGUAGAAAUGGAGAGGGUGUGGAUUUCCAGAACAGAGAGAAAUAGCUUUUGAACUGUGAUGAUUCUGUUCCGUACGUUGUUGUGUGACACUCAUGAGCCUCUUGCUGAGUUUAUGAGAUAUUUACGUAAAAGUAUAUAUGGUAUACUGUAGGAGGAAAUUGAAGAGCUGCAGAAAAUGCGACCUGCAUCUUGCUCUUAGGGAGCACAUGUGCUGGUGAAGAAUCAGUAAGCUGUGCUAGAGCAAAAUGCAAUGAAAGAAGCACUGGAUGAAUGAAAAGCCCUGCUUUGCAGCCCCUCAGCAUGGCAGGCCUGCAGCUCAUGACCCCUGCCUCCUCACCAAUGGGUCCUUUCUUUGGACUGCCAUGGCAACAAGAAGCAAUUCAUGAUAACAUUUAUACGCCAAGAAAAUAUCAGGUGGAACUGCUUGAAGCAGCUCUGGAUCAUAAUACCAUAGUCUGUUUAAACACUGGCUCAGGGAAGACGUUUAUUGCAGUACUACUCACUAAAGAGCUGUCCUAUCAGAUCAGGGGAGACUUCAGCAGAAAUGGAAAAAGGACGGUGUUCUUGGUCAACUCUGCAAACCAGGUCGCUCAACAAGUGUCAGCUGUCAGAACUCAUUCAGAUCUCAAGGUUGGGGAAUACUCAGACCUAGAAGUGAAUACAUCUUGGACAAAAGAAAAAUGGAACCAAGAGUUUACCAAGCACCAGGUUCUCAUUAUGACUUGCUAUGUCGCCUUGAAUGUUUUGAAAAAUGGUUACUUAUCACUGUCAGACAUUAACCUUUUGGUCUUUGAUGAGUGUCAUCUUGCAAUCCUAGACCACCCCUACCGAGAAAUUAUGAAGCUCUGUGAAAAUUGUCCAUCGUGUCCUCGCAUUUUGGGACUCACUGCUUCCAUUUUAAAUGGGAAAUGUGAUCCUGAGGAAUUGGAAGAAAAGAUCCAGAAACUGGAGAAAAUUCUGAAGAGUAAUGCUGAAACUGCAACCGACCUGGUAGUCUUGGACAGAUACACUUCUCAACCGUGUGAGAUUGUGGUAGACUGUGGGCCAUUCACGGACAGAAGUGGCCUCUAUGGCAGACUGCUGGUGGAGCUAGAGGAAGCACUUAACUUUAUCAACGACUGUAACAUAUCUGUGCAUUCGAAAGAAAGAGAUUCUACUUUAAUUUCUAAACAGAUCCUGUCAGACUGUCGUGCGGUAUUGGUGGUUCUGGGCCCCUGGUGUGCAGAUAAGGUAGCUGGGAUGAUGGUGAGAGAACUGCAGAAAUACAUCAAACAUGAACAAGAGGAGCUGCACAGGAAAUUUCUAUUGUUUACAGACACCUUCCUGAGGAAAAUACAUGCACUAUGUGAAGAGCACUUCUCUCCUGCCUCACUUGACCUGAAAUUUGUAACUCCUAAAGUAAUAAAACUGCUUGAAAUUUUACGCAAAUAUAAGCCGUAUGAGCGGCAGCAGUUUGAAAGUGUUGAGUGGUAUAAUAAUAGGAAUCAGGAUAAUUAUGUGUCUUGGAGUGAUUCUGAGGAUGAUGAUGAGGAUGAAGAAAUUGAAGAAAAAGAAAAGCCGGAGACAAAUUUUCCUUCUCCGUUUACCAAUAUUUUAUGUGGAAUCAUUUUUGUGGAAAGAAGGUACACGGCCGUUGUCUUAAACAGAUUGAUAAAGGAAGCUGGCAAACAAGAUCCAGAACUGGCUUACAUUAGCAGCAAUUUUAUAACUGGACAUGGCAUUGGAAAGAAUCAGCCUCGUAACAAACAGAUGGAAGCAGAAUUCAGAAAACAGGAAGAGGUCCUUAGGAAAUUUCGAGCACAUGAGACCAAUCUCCUCAUUGCAACAAGUAUUGUGGAAGAAGGUGUAGAUAUACCAAAAUGCAACUUGGUGGUUCGAUUUGAUUUGCCCACAGAGUAUCGGUCCUAUGUUCAAUCUAAGGGGAGAGCAAGGGCACCGGUCUCUAAUUAUAUAAUGUUAGCAGACACAGACAAAAUAAGAAGUUUUGAAGAAGACCUUAAAACAUACAAAGCUAUUGAAAAGAUCUUGAGAAACAAGUGUUCCAAGUCAGUUGACACUGGUGAGACUGACAUUGAACCUGUUGUGGAUGAUGACGAUGUGUUCCCACCAUAUGUGUUGAGGCCUGAUGAUGGUGGUCCACGAGUCACAAUCAACACGGCCAUUGGACACAUCAAUAGAUACUGUGCUAGAUUACCAAGUGAUCCGUUUACUCAUCUAGCUCCUAAAUGUAGAACCCGAGAGUUGCCUGAUGGUACAUUUUAUUCAACUCUUUAUCUGCCAAUUAACUCACCUCUCCGAGCCUCCAUUGUUGGUCCACCAAUGAGCUGUAUCCGAUUGGCCGAAAGAGUUGUAGCUCUCAUUUGCUGUGAAAAACUGCACAAAAUUGGUGAACUGGAUGACCAUUUGAUGCCAGUUGGGAAAGAGACUGUUAAAUAUGAAGAGGAGCUUGAUUUACAUGAUGAAGAGGAGACCAGUGUUCCGGGAAGACCAGGUUCCACAAAACGAAGACAGUGCUACCCAAAAGCAAUUCCAGAAUGUUUGAGGGAUAGCUAUCCCAAACCCGAUCAGCCCUGUUACCUGUAUGUGAUAGGAAUGGUUCUGACGACACCCUUACCCGAUGAGCUCAACUUUAGAAGACGGAAGCUCUACCCCCCUGAGGAUACCACAAGAUGCUUUGGAAUACUGACAGCCAAACCCAUACCUCAGAUCCCGCACUUUCCUGUGUACACGCGCUCUGGAGAGGUGACCAUUUCCAUUGAGUUGAAGAAGUCUGGUUUCACGUUGUCUCUACAAAUGCUUGAGUUGAUUACAAGACUUCACCAGUAUAUAUUCUCACAUAUUCUUCGGCUUGAAAAACCUGCACUAGAAUUUAAACCCACAGACGCUGAUUCAGCAUACUGUGUUCUACCUCUUAAUGUUGUGAAUGACUCCAGCACUUUGGACAUUGACUUUAAAUUCAUGGAAGAUAUUGAGAAGUCUGAAGCUCGCAUAGGCAUUCCCAGUACAAAGUAUUCAAAAGAAACACCCUUUGUUUUUAAAUUAGAAGAUUACCAGGAUGCAGUUAUCAUUCCAAGAUACCGUAAUUUUGAUCAGCCUCAUCGAUUUUAUGUAGCUGAUGUGUACACUGAUCUUACCCCACUGAGUAAAUUUCCUUCCCCUGAGUAUGAAACUUUCGCAGAAUAUUAUAAAACAAAGUACAACCUUGACCUGACCAAUCUCAACCAGCCACUGCUGGAUGUGGACCACACAUCUUCAAGACUUAAUCUUUUGACACCUCGCCAUUUGAAUCAGAAGGGGAAAGCUCUUCCUCUAAGCAGUGCUGAAAAGAGAAAAGCCAAGUGGGAAAGUCUGCAGAAUAAACAGAUCCUGGUUCCAGAGCUCUGUGCUAUACAUCCGAUUCCAGCGUCACUGUGGAGAAAAGCAGUCUGUCUCCCUAGUAUACUCUAUCGCCUUCACUGCCUUUUGACCGCAGAGGAGCUGAGAGCCCAGACGGCCAGCGAUGCUGGCGUGGGAGUCCGAUCACUUCCCGUGGAUUUUAGAUACCCUAACCUAGACUUCGGGUGGAAGAAAUCUAUUGACAGCAAAUCUUUCAUCUCAAUUGCUAACUCCUCUUCAGCUGAAAAUGAUAAUUACUCUAAGCACAGCACAAUUGUAGUCCCUGAAAAUGCUGCACGUCAAGGUGCUAAUAGAACCUCCUCUCUAGAAAAUCAUGACCAAAUGUCUGUGAACUGCAGAACGUUAUUCAGUGAGUCACCUGGUAAGCUCCAAAUUGAAGUUUCAACAGAUCUUACAGCAAUUAAUGGUCUUUCUUACAAUAAAAAUCUUGCCAAUGGCAGUUAUGAUUUAGCUAACAGAGACUUUUGCCAAGGAAAUCAGCUGAAUUACUACAAGCAGGAAAUACCUGUACAACCAACUACCUCAUAUCCCAUUCAGAAUUUAUACAAUUAUGAGAACCAGCCCAAGCCCAGCGAUGAAUGUACUCUACUGAGUAAUAAAUACCUUGAUGGAAAUGCUAACAAAUCUACCUCAGAUGGAAGUCCCACGACGGCCGCGACGCCUGGUACUACCGAAGCUGUUCGAGUGCUCAAGGACAGGACGGGUUCUGAGAAGAGCCCGUGUCCUGGGUACUCCUCGAGGACUCUUGGCCCCAAUCCUGGACUUAUUCUGCAGGCUUUGACCCUUUCCAACGCUAGUGAUGGAUUUAACCUGGAGCGGCUUGAAAUGCUUGGUGAUUCCUUUUUAAAGCAUGCCAUCACCACGUAUCUGUUUUGCACUUACCCUGAUGCUCAUGAGGGCCGCCUUUCAUAUAUGAGAAGCAAAAAGGUCAGCAACUGUAAUCUGUAUCGGCUUGGAAAAAAGAAGGGACUGCCCAGCCGCAUGGUGGUAUCAAUAUUUGAUCCGCCUGUGAAUUGGCUUCCUCCGGGUUAUAUAGUAAACCAAGACAAAAGUAACACAGAUAAAUGGGAAAAAGAUGAAAUGACAAAAGACUGCACGUUGGCCAACGGCAAGCUGGGCGAGGACUUUGAGGAGGAGGACUUUGAGGACGAGGACCUGACGUGGAGGGCUCCAAAGGACGAUGCCGACUAUGAAGAUGAUUUCCUGGAGUAUGACCAGGAACAUAUCAAAUUUAUAGAUAACAUGUUAAUGGGGUCAGGAGCUUUUGUAAAGAAAAUUUCUCUCUCUCCUUUUUCAACCACUGAUUCUGCAUACGAAUGGAAAAUGCCCAAAAAAUCCUCCUUAGGUAGUAUGCCAUUCUCAUCAGAUUUUGAGGAUUUUGACUAUAGCUCUUGGGAUGCAAUGUGCUAUCUGGAUCCUAGCAAAGCUGUUGAAGAGGAUGACUUUGUGGUGGGGUUCUGGAAUCCAUCCGAAGAAAACUGUGGUGUUGACACAGGGAAACAGUCCAUUUCUUACGACUUGCACACUGAGCAGUGUAUCGCGGACAAAAGCAUAGCCGACUGUGUGGAAGCCCUGCUGGGCUGCUAUUUAACCAGCUGUGGCGAGAGGGCUGCUCAGCUUUUCCUCUGCUCGCUGGGGCUGAAGGUGCUCCCGGUAAUUAAAAGGACUGAUCGGGAAAAGGCCGUGUGCCCUAUUAGGGAGAAUUUCAGCAGCCAACAAAAGAACCUUUCAGGGAGCCGUGCUCCUGCCUCUGUGGCCAGCUCGCGCUCCUCGGUGUUGAAAGACUUGGAGUAUGGUUGUUUGAAGAUUCCACCAAGAUGUAUGUUUGAUCAUCCAGACGCAGAUAAAACACUGAAUCACCUUAUAUCGGGUUUUGAAAAUUUCGAAAAGAAAAUCAACUACAGAUUCAAGAAUAAGGCUUACCUUCUACAGGCUUUUACCCAUGCCUCCUACCACUACAAUACCAUUACUGAUUGUUACCAGCGCCUGGAGUUCCUGGGAGAUGCGAUUUUGGACUACCUCAUAACCAAGCACCUUUACGAAGACCCGCGGCAGCACUCCCCGGGCGUCCUGACCGACCUGCGGUCUGCGCUGGUCAACAACACCAUCUUCGCGUCGCUGGCGGUCAAGUACGACUACCACAAGUACUUCAAAGCCGUCUCCCCCGAGCUCUUUCACGUCAUCGACGACUUCGUGCAGUUCCAGCUGGAGAAGAACGAGAUGCAGGGCAUGGACUCCGAGCUUAGGAGGUCUGAGGAGGAUGAAGAGAAGGAGGAGGACAUCGAAGUUCCAAAGGCCAUGGGGGACAUUUUUGAGUCGCUUGCUGGUGCCAUUUACAUGGAUAGCGGGAUGUCCCUGGAGAUGGUGUGGCAGGUGUACUAUCCUAUGAUGCGGCCGCUCAUAGAAAAAUUUUCUGCAAAUGUGCCCCGUUCCCCUGUGCGAGAAUUGCUCGAAAUGGAACCAGAAACUGCCAAAUUUAGCCCGGCUGAGAGGACGUAUGACGGCAAGGUCAGAGUCACGGUGGAAGUGGUGGGGAAGGGGAAAUUUAAAGGCGUCGGCCGGAGCUACAGGAUCGCCAAGUCUGCAGCAGCAAGAAGAGCCCUACGCAGCCUCAAAGCCAAUCAACCUCAGGUUCCCAACAGCUGAAACCCCUUUUUACAACGGACAGAAAACAAAAAACAAAAAACAAAAAGCAGAAUUAAGGGGAAAACUAUUUAAAUCGAGGAGGAUGAUUUAAAGUCCAUAGUGAGUGGAAUGAAUUGAAGGCAGAAUUUAAAGUUUGUUUGAUAACAAGAUAGAUUACAGAAUAAAACAUUUAACAUAUGUAUAAAAA
Zalophus californianus (California sea lion) is the source of this 9950-nucleotide messenger RNA. RefSeq names its product dicer 1, ribonuclease III (gene DICER1). The record is from RefSeq and is a predicted model, not a curated record. Gene Ontology annotation, cellular component: nucleus; cytoplasm; RISC complex. Gene Ontology annotation, biological process: siRNA processing; apoptotic DNA fragmentation; pre-miRNA processing. The coding region runs from base 3992 to 9763 and encodes 1923 amino acids. Gene Ontology annotation, molecular function: DNA binding; ATP binding; RNA binding. Lineage: Eukaryota; Metazoa; Chordata; Mammalia; Carnivora; Otariidae. The transcript is spliced from 30 exons.